AUGAUGCUACCUGUCUUAUUUAAACUGAUCUGGUUUUCUGUUUCUAAAACAGAAAAAAAUGAUUCGGAUACCGAUGACACCCUGCGUGGGAAACUGAGGAAACGAUCUAAAAACAACCGAGAACUACUACCCUUUGGGGAAGAGAUACACCGAUCGCGAUUCAAGACAGAAACAGGUGAAAAUGCAGACAUAUUUGUGCAUGGGGAAAAUGAGGAGCAGACACCGUUUUUGAAGGACCUUCCGCAGCUGAUCCAUUCGAUUGCUCUUCUUCAACCUCAUCCUCAUCCUCGUCAUGAAACCAUUUUUUGCUUGGAUCAUCUAGCGCUGGAUCGUUCCGGCAAAGUGCAUCGUACAAACGCAGAAAAUCCUCGUGUUCACGUUCUUCUGUGCUGCUUUCUUCCUCAUCAUCAGAAUCCGAAGAGGACUCCAUCGAUUCAUCUUCUUCUGACCUCUCGUCAUCGGUUUCUUUCGACACGUCCUUCGCCGAGUGUUUCCGCUUAUUUGACAACUUUAUAUCACCAUGUCGAUCCUUUAAUUUCUGAAGUUCUUCCUUCUUCCGAAAUUCAUUGUUGUCACGGAAAAAAUCGUUCAGCCGUAGCACCCUUUCGGUGCCUAACUGCCAUGCCACCAGAAGGAAGCACGAGGGAUCGGAUACUGCCAGGUUGCCCAAGCCUAGACAAGGGGAGUCGAGAGGCAGAAGUCGGGGGUUGUCACGGCAAAAAUCGUUCAGCCGUAGCACCCUUUCGGUGCCUAACUGCCAUGCCACCAGAAGGAAGCACGAGGGAUCGGAUACUGCCAGGUUGCCCAAGCCUAGACAAGGGAAGUCGAGAGGCAGAAGUCGGGUUCGAACCACGGAACUUCCGACAAAUUGGAAUUGAAGAAAGCGGAUUUGAGGAGCGGCAGAUGAGCGAACCGCUCGAUGCUAAUUGGUUUGUUCAACAACUGCCAUGUCUUGUGCUCUGGAAAACUGACAAAAAUGUGCUGUUCCGGGUCCGUGAGAAAAAAGAAUUCGUCACAGCGAUUGCUCCACUGCGAUCGAUUGGAAUCGGUCGGUUCCGCUGA
Messenger RNA from Opisthorchis viverrini, 1062 nucleotides. RefSeq lists its product as hypothetical. The transcript is spliced from 5 exons. NCBI's taxonomy places the organism in Eukaryota, Metazoa, Platyhelminthes, Trematoda, Opisthorchiida, Opisthorchiidae. The coding region runs from base 1 to 1062 and encodes 353 amino acids. The record is from RefSeq and is a predicted model, not a curated record.